Messenger RNA from Saccoglossus kowalevskii, 1617 nucleotides. RefSeq names its product PR domain zinc finger protein 13-like. Gene Ontology annotation, biological process: regulation of gene expression. NCBI's taxonomy places the organism in Eukaryota, Metazoa, Hemichordata, Enteropneusta, Harrimaniidae. Gene Ontology annotation, molecular function: protein binding. The record is from RefSeq and is a predicted model, not a curated record. Gene Ontology annotation, cellular component: nucleus.
AUGAGGAGUGUUAGUGGAUCAGAUGACUACUCCAUGCGGUGGAUGAGGUUUAUCAGUACAGCGCGUCACCGCCACGAACAAAACGUUGAAGCAACCCGUAGAGAAGACGGUCGCAUUUUCUUCCGAACAGUCCGCACUAUAUUGAAGGGGGAGGAACUCCUAGUUUGGUACAGUGUUGAGUUGGGGAAAAAUAUGGGAAUACCCUGUUUGUCGAAAGAAAACAUACAAGGUGAUCAGCGAUACGUGUGUAAUCAUUGUUGGAAAGUGUUUCGCCAUCCCAACACAUUAAAGUCGCAUCUGCAUUUCAAGUGUUCCAAACGAGAAACGAGAACUAAUCAGAGGUCACCAAGAGCAAGCGAAAGUUCGCCCUUCGUAUCCACCGCAGCACAGAGUCGACUGAACAGCAUGGGUACAGCCAGUGAAAACCAUGGAAGCAAGAAAGAAGAUACUUUGAUUACCCGUCGCCAUGGUAGUCCCCAGAUUACACCUCAUUUUAAUACUUUGUUUAGCUCGAACGUGGCAUCGGCGUUCAAGCCGCACACCUCGUCAUCCACGCCUAAAGAUAACAACCGGACGGACAGUGACAGGGCAAUUAUCAGGAAAAUCGACCAUCAUCCUGUUACAAUAACAACACCGAUCGUCACGAGUUGUGCCAGUCUUCCCGGGCAUCCUCAUCUCAGUAAUGGUCUCCAUGGCACCGGGGAAAUGAGGAAAUUGUUUUCCACAACUCCAGCGUUCCCGCUUGAAAAAUCCCUAUCCUACCCGGGCAUGGGAACUCUUAUCCCAUACCAUCACAUGCAAUCCCAGCAUAAACCAUUCGAGAAAAGUUGUUGUCCAAUCUACAGUCAGACGCCACAUUUGCACACAAACCUGUCCCUGGCCGCCGCCGGAGGAUUGGAUCGCAGCGUCGAGCAUGCACAUUAUUCGGAUUAUCACCAUGCCUACCACCUGUACCCACAGACGUACGAGAUGCAUACCCAAUCCCUGCGGACUUAUAACUCUAUGUUACCCGGCAUGCAUCACGGGGGUAACGACUAUAUCAGCAACAGUUCGCACUUCCUUCCUUAUAAGCUACCGUAUCCUAAUGUCAUGAAAUAUCCAGAACCAUUCUCUUUCACAGCACCAACGGAAGAAUUUUCCCCAUUCAAACUCCCGAACAUCGACCGCGAAAUUGCCAUGCACACCCAACCUAUACAUUUAAACGAACCACCGACCCUCCAACAAUCCCUCGGCGGGAAGAAAAAGGGCCACCUAUGUAUCUACUGUGGUAAACUGUAUUCACGUAAAUACGGACUGAAAAUUCAUCUUCGCACGCACACUGGUUACAAACCUCUGAAAUGCAAAGUAUGUCUGCGACCGUUCGGCGACCCGAGUAACCUCAACAAGCAUAUCCGUUUGCACGCAGAAGGCGAUACGCCAUAUAGAUGUGAAUACUGCGGUAAGGUCCUUGUUCGCAGGAGAGAUUUAGACAGACAUGUUAAAUCAAGACAUCCAAACGAAGCAAGUAAAAGAACAGAAAAUGAUUCGAUGAACAAGAACGACAUUGAAGUAGUUGAUGAUCCAAGUCAUGAAAGUGUCAUAAGCAAUGAUUCUAGCAGCGGUUCGGAAGAUCAGUAG